CCCAGUAGUGUCUGCAGAGUGAAGCGGGACAGAGGAAAGGAGAACUGUAGCAGCCAUGGAGCAAGACUUUAAAGAGCUGGAGGAAGGACCAGGGAAGAAGGUGGCGGACAACUGCGGCGUGCGGCUGUGGCGGGUGAUGCCGUCCAACUGCGUCCUCUCAGGGAACUACAUGAAGCACUGGCAGAAGCUCAGGGACUUCCCCGUCACCGACGGAGACAUCUGGGUCAUCUCACAGCCCAAGAGCGGAACGACAUGGACGCAGGAGAUGUCGUGGUUGCUCGGCCACAACUGCGACUUCGAGACGGCGAAGAAGGUGCCCCUCGACUUCAGAAUGCCACACAUAGAGCACCAGGUGAUCGUGCGGUCCGAGGAGGGCGUGAACCCCCUGCAGCAGCUGCUCGACAUGCCGGCGCCGCGCUACAUCAAGUGCCACCUGCCCACGGAGCUGCUGCCGCAGCAGAUCUGGAAGACCAAGGCCAAGAUCAUCUACGUGGCGCGCGACCCUAAGGACGUGGCCGUGUCCUACUACCACUACAUGAGGACGUGCUACGGAUACUCCGGCUCCAUAGACGACUUCCUGGAGGCCUUCCUCGACGAAUCCCUUCCGUACGGCCCAUACUGGGCGCACGUCCUGGGCUACUGGAAGCUUCGGGAUCAGCCGAACGUCCUCUUCACCACUUAUGAAGAAAUGAAGAGGGACCUUCCGGCAGCAGUACGGCGGUGCGCGCGCUUCUUGUCUACGGACGUAAGCGAGGAUCUGCUGCAGAAGCUGGUGGACCACCUGAGCUUCGACAACAUGAAGACGAACCCCGCCGUGAACAAGGAGGGCUACGUGGCCGCCGUGCGCAAGGGCAUGGGCCUCGAUCCGAACGCGGCCGACCUGCCCAAGUUCAUGCGCCGCGGCCAGCCGGGAGGCUGGAGGAACGAGUUCCCUCCAGGAUUCGCCGAGCGCUUCGACAAGUGGAUCCAGGAGAAGACCAGCGGCACCGGCUACACCGUCGGCAUCUCCGGGGGGCACGCCUAGGAAGCUGUCAGACGGACACACACACAAAGACACACACAUCUCAAUCGCUGGCGUGGUAGAACCCGACCAGGAAAACACGAAGCUAUCUGGGCCCUGUGGGUCCAUCACUGAAUGUCGCUACAGACUCACUGACAUGUUCUUACUGACCUCUUCACCUCUGGUCAAAUAAUAAUCUGUUAAAAUGUUUUGUACUUUCGAGAAACAGUCAAUAAAAAGUUUCAAAUAUUCCA
Molecule: messenger RNA, 1254 nt
Organism: Schistocerca nitens (vagrant locust)
Lineage: Eukaryota; Metazoa; Arthropoda; Insecta; Orthoptera; Acrididae
Product: luciferin sulfotransferase-like
Exons: 7
Coding region: 56-1024 (322 amino acids)
Biological process (GO): sulfation
Cellular component (GO): cytoplasm
Molecular function (GO): sulfotransferase activity
Source: RefSeq, a predicted model, not a curated record